AUGAAUCGACCGAUCAUUUUGGUCACUGGGGCGAAUGCCGGUUUAGGUCUUGGAGUAUGUGAGCGCCUCUUGAUCCAGCUCUCGAGUACUAUGCCUUCAGAUAGUGGCAUGCUAGACGAUCCGAAGCACAACGUGGCUAGCACGCCAUUCCACGCGAGUGAGGGAUGCACGUUACUCCUGGCCUGUCGAAAUCAGGCCAAGGCUCGUGAGGCUGUAGCACAGCUGGAGUCGCUCCUGCAUCGCCUCAGCACGACAGACGAUGAGUACCUCGAGAAACAUGGGCUUCCAUCCCCAGCACAGAAGAACACACAACCAGCCACCGCAUCGUCUCCGGCAUCGGCUCCAGCAGCAUCGACGCUUUCUUCCACCUCAUCAAGCGCCAUCGACAUGUCAUCGACGUCCUCACUUAGGCAUCGCGACAUGACAACUUCUCGACUCAACUCGCCUUUGGAUCAGCGCACGCGCGAAGCCCGCAAAAUGUACCGUACAUCCUUCUGCAAGGGUACCGUGAUCGAUGUGGUGCCACUUGAUCUCGCAAGCCUCGAGAGCACGAAAGCAUGUGCUCGUACGAUCACAGCCAAAGUGCCAUAUCUCACGCAUAUUAUUUUGAAUGCCGGAGGCGCUGCAUGGCUGGGUGUGGACUGGCUCAAAGCAACAUGGGAAAUCCUUACAAAUCUUCAUAAAGCCGUGACGCUGCCAUCCUUCAAGCUGCAGCGCUCGGGCGACAAGAGCAGUGAUGAUCUCGGCUGGGUUUGGCAAAUCAAUGCCGCUGGUCACUAUGUUCUCGCGAAGGAACUAGAGCCGCUUCUCUGUGCAUCACCAUAUGCAACGCCGUCACGCGUAAUUUGGACCGGCUCGCUCGAGGCAAAUGAAGCUGACUUUCAUGCACAGGACAUUCAGUGCUUGGAUCCACAAACGUCACCUCGUCCAUACGAGUCUACAAAGUAUCAAUGUGAGCUCUUGGCUCUAGGCAUGGAUCAGCGCUACACUUCGAGUACGCAGCCGCAUAUGCCACGCGCAUACACAGCCCAUCCGGGCAUUGUGGCCACUAGCAUCUUUAGUGGCGUGAUCCCAGCUAUCAUGAUGGUUCUUAUGAAACUGGUUUUCUACUUGGUGCGUAUUUCCCCUACAUGCCUCUUUGAUGGGCUAUAG
Molecule: messenger RNA, 1152 nt
Organism: Malassezia globosa CBS 7966
Lineage: Eukaryota; Fungi; Basidiomycota; Malasseziomycetes; Malasseziales; Malasseziaceae
Exons: 1
Coding region: 1-1152 (383 amino acids)
Cellular component (GO): lipid droplet; mitochondrial outer membrane; endoplasmic reticulum membrane
Molecular function (GO): 3-beta-hydroxysteroid 3-dehydrogenase (NADP+) activity
Source: RefSeq, a predicted model, not a curated record